Verticillium alfalfae VaMs.102 is the source of this 657-nucleotide messenger RNA. RefSeq lists its product with no specific name. The record is from RefSeq and is a predicted model, not a curated record. The transcript has a single exon. Bases 1 to 657 code for a protein of 218 amino acids. NCBI's taxonomy places the organism in Eukaryota, Fungi, Ascomycota, Sordariomycetes, Glomerellales, Plectosphaerellaceae.
AUGUCUCAUCUCGCGCUCCUAUCCUCACCGAGGAGGCGCAUAGUCCAUGGUUGUCUGCUGGAUUCGUGGACAAACCGCGCACCAACGCCUCAUCCCACGUCGCCGGUCCGCCUACCGGAGGCGGUGAACGCCAUGUCAUUGCUCGGCCGCCGUGCCCUGGAAAUCCUGAAUGCCCGGAACACCCUCCCCCUCCUCAUCAAGGGAGAAACUUCUCACUUCUGCUUGUUCUACUGGGGACGCCAAACGGGAAGGGGGUGGAGAAACUUGGUCAACGCCGUCAUCCUGCCCUGCUAUUCAUCGCCAUAUCGCCACCCUCAUCUGCGCCCACCGGAAAGCCAAGACGCAAACAAGGGUCGGAAGGAGAUCAAAGUCCAGAACUGGCUUCUGCAUCCACUCCCCGCCCUCUCCCUCUCCCUCUCCGCAAUCCCCACAAAGUCCCUGAAGCAAAUACAAAGAGAAAACUGUCGACCGACGAUCCGGGGAAAAGAGGGUCCAUCAACCAUCAGCCCUUGGGAGCCUGCGCAAGGGGGCGAUGCUGGGGUUUGGAGGAGGCAGCAGAAAUGCAGCUGGGCGGAGGUUCUUCCCAAUUUGCGCGAUUUCGAAAUCCAUGCGCGGCCGCCGAAACAGUGCCACGCCGAAGUUGCGACGCCCACGUGA